Molecule: messenger RNA, 2168 nt
Organism: Nannospalax galili (Upper Galilee mountains blind mole rat)
Lineage: Eukaryota; Metazoa; Chordata; Mammalia; Rodentia; Spalacidae
Gene: Eif2s3
Product: eukaryotic translation initiation factor 2 subunit gamma
Exons: 13
Coding region: 222-1640 (472 amino acids)
Biological process (GO): positive regulation of translational fidelity; formation of translation preinitiation complex
Cellular component (GO): eukaryotic translation initiation factor 2 complex; cytosol
Molecular function (GO): tRNA binding; translation initiation factor activity; GTP binding
Source: RefSeq, a predicted model, not a curated record
UGGGGACCGCGCGACAAGAGCGGGACGCCUAGCACGCGCCGUCCUCAAGGACAAGAGCUCCAUCACAGGCGGAAGUGGACCCUGGACUGAUGUCGAUUUAUUACAUUCUAGAAAACGGCCUGGGCCCUAGCUGGCCUUCCCGCCUCUGCUUUUUGGCUCCGCCCAAGGGAUAUACAUGACGUCAGGAGACCUUCCAGCAACUUCUUUCCUCUCCGAGCAACAUGGCUGGGGGUGAGGCCGGAGUGACUCUCGGGCAGCCGCACCUAUCCCGACAGGAUCUCGCUACUUUGGAUGUUACCAAAUUGACACCACUUUCCCAUGAAGUUAUCAGCAGACAAGCCACAAUUAACAUAGGUACAAUUGGCCAUGUAGCUCAUGGGAAGUCCACUGUGGUAAAAGCCAUUUCUGGUGUUCACACUGUCAGAUUCAAAAAUGAGCUAGAAAGAAACAUCACCAUCAAGCUUGGAUAUGCUAAUGCUAAGAUUUAUAAACUUGAUGACCCGAGUUGUCCUCGACCAGAAUGUUACAGGUCAUGUGGAAGUGGUACACCUGAUGAAUUUCCUACUGACAUUCCAGGGACCAAAGGGAACUUCAAAUUAGUCAGGCAUGUGUCCUUUGUUGACUGUCCUGGCCAUGAUAUUUUGAUGGCUACAAUGCUGAAUGGUGCAGCAGUGAUGGAUGCAGCUCUGCUAUUGAUAGCGGGUAAUGAAUCAUGCCCUCAGCCUCAGACUUCCGAACACCUGGCUGCAAUAGAAAUAAUGAAACUCAAGCAUAUUUUGAUCCUACAGAAUAAAAUUGAUCUGGUAAAAGAAAGUCAGGCUAAGGAGCAAUACGAACAGAUUCUUGCAUUUGUACAAGGAACAGUAGCAGAAGGGGCUCCGAUUAUUCCAAUUUCUGCUCAGCUGAAGUACAAUAUUGAAGUUGUCUGUGAGUACAUAGUGAAAAAAAUACCCGUGCCCCCAAGAGACUUUACUUCGGAACCUCGACUUAUUGUUAUUAGGUCAUUUGAUGUCAAUAAACCUGGCUGUGAAGUUGAUGACCUUAAGGGAGGUGUGGCUGGUGGUAGUAUUCUAAAAGGAGUAUUAAAGGUCGGCCAGGAGAUAGAAGUGAGACCUGGUAUUGUUUCCAAGGAUAGUGAAGGAAAACUCAUGUGUAAACCAAUCUUUUCCAAAAUUGUGUCACUUUUUGCAGAACAUAAUGAUCUUCAGUAUGCUGCCCCAGGUGGUCUAAUUGGAGUUGGAACAAAAAUCGACCCCACUUUGUGCCGAGCUGACAGAAUGGUGGGUCAAGUACUUGGUGCAGUUGGAGCUUUGCCUGAGAUAUUCACAGAAUUGGAAAUUUCCUAUUUCCUACUUAGACGGCUUCUAGGGGUACGCACUGAAGGAGACAAGAAAGCAGCAAAGGUCCAAAAGCUAUCUAAGAAUGAAGUGCUCAUGGUCAAUAUAGGAUCCCUGUCAACAGGAGGAAGAGUUAGUGCUGUCAAAGCUGAUCUCGGCAAGAUCGUUUUGACUAAUCCUGUGUGCACAGAAGUAGGAGAAAAAAUUGCUCUUAGCCGAAGAGUUGAAAAACACUGGCGUUUAAUUGGUUGGGGUCAGAUAAGAAGAGGAGUGACCAUCAAGCCAACUGUAGAUGAUGACUGAAGACUCCAAGUUCUUUGGUUGUGCAUUUGCAUGGAAUUUCUUUUAACCUAGGGGUAUAUUUUUAAAACAGUACUAUGGAAUUAAGUUCACAGCCCGUGAUUUUGGGUAGCUAUAAGGUUAUUCUCUCUCUUUUUUUUGGUCUUUUUGAGACAGGUUUUCCCAGUAGCCCCAGCUGUCCUGGAAUUCACUAUGUAGAUCAGGCUGGCCUUGAACACAGAGAUCCGCCUGCCUCUGCCUCCCAAGUCCUGGGAUUAACCUCUGCUUCUAAUAUAGGGACUACAAAUAGAUGUAAAACAUGGUAUACUAUUGGGUUAAAUACAUUUUAGCAGAAGUUAAACAUUCCAGAAUAAAGUCUAAUUUAUCCAUCAGUGAAGAUUUGAAGUGAAAAUUUUCUAUAACCAGUCUUUGCUAUAGUACAGCACAUAUCAUUAACCGUCUAAAAUAAAAUUUGUCUUUUUCAUAAUUGUUCUGUGAGUAGCUCCAUGCCAAAGGACAGUUGUAUCAGUAAAAACUGAAAGAUAGACUGUG